Pelobates cultripes (western spadefoot toad) is the source of this 13372-nucleotide messenger RNA. NCBI's taxonomy places the organism in Eukaryota, Metazoa, Chordata, Amphibia, Anura, Pelobatidae. The record is from the annotation of a GenBank genome assembly.
AUGGAACGUCUUGCAGAAGGUUGUGGUCCAUCCUUCUACACCUACCAGGUGAGCCAGCACAGCUCAGAUGUUCUGCAGCAGCUCAACCAACAGCGGAAAACUGGGGGUCGUUUCUGUGAUGUGAUACUCCGUGUAGGGGAGGAUAGUUUUCCAGCACACCGUGCCGUGCUGGCUGCCUGCAGCCAAUAUUUUGAGUCUGUUUUGGGAGAAUCAGAAGGCCCGAUCCCCAGAGAACUUGAGAUGCACACAAUCAGUUCCAAAGUGUUUGGGGACAUUUUGGAUUUUGCGUACACUGCUCGCAUUGUGAUUCGAUUGGAGAGUUUCCCUGAACUUAUGACUGCUGCCAAGUUCCUGCUAAUGAGAUCUGUUAUUGAUAUAUGCCAGGAGGUAAUCAAGCAGUCCAAUGUGCAAAUACUGGUCCCCCCUGCACGACCAGAACUCAUGUUAUUCAGGUCAGGGGCUGCUGACCUUGGAUUCCCAUUGGACAUGACUAAUGGGGCCACCAUGGGAAGUUCAGGAAUUGCAGGAUCGCUUGGGAAUGAGGAGGAAGAUUCAGUUCGACCGGGGCCGGCAGUGCCAAGCCAGGCCUCGCUUCUUGCCCUCGGUGGAUCACCCCAGAUGCUCUCUGCCCAAUUCCAAGUAGGAGCUCAAGGCCUAGGAGGAAAGCGAGGGCGUGGACGGCCACGGAAACCCAGUGUUUUAGAUUCAGUAUUGUUUGGAGCAGUGGGUGGGUUGCGGGAAGGAGUGGUACUCCCCUGUGGACUUUGUGAUAAAGUAUUCACUGAUCCCCUGCGCCUGCGGCAGCAUGAGGCCCAGCAUGGAGUGACCAGCAUACAGCUUGGUUAUGGAGACCUGCAGCCCCCCCGCUUAAGUGAGAAUGGGCUGGGGCAGGAAGAAAAUGGCACCCCUAUAAAGAGGAACCGAGCAAGAAAACAAGUAGCUUGUGAACUGUGUGGGAAGAUCUUCCGGGAUGUAUAUCACCUUAAUCGUCACAAGCUCUCUCAUUCUGGAGAGAAACCAUACUCUUGCCCGGUGUGUGGACUGAAGUUCAAACGCAAAGACAGAAUGUCUUACCAUGUCCGAUCACAUGAUGGUUCUGUAGGGAAGCCUUACAUUUGCCAGAGCUGUGGAAAGGGAUUCUCUAGGUGAGUGCACAAAGAUCGUCACAACUGGCCUGAGUAGAUCUGAAACAUGAGUUGUCUGUAUGCAUUACUAUUUAUAAAGAGUCAACAUUUUCUGGAGCGCUGUACAAAAGGUUCAUGAGUAAUACCAUUAAAUUAAUAAAAUGCAUGUGAGGUAAUAGGUAACGUGAUAAAGAGCUAACAAAUGAGCUGUAGCAGUGUAAAGAAAUGAAAUGCAGUGAUCAUGGCAGCACAGGGAAAUCCCAUUUCAGGCAUGCGAAGAAAGCGCAAUGUAUUCUGCCUUUUAUAGGUGGAUCGAUUUGACAAUUGGCAAGGGAGCAUAUAUAUCUGAAAGGUUCAUGUCCUCUGUUAGCUGUUUUAAGAGAGAACUUUUUUUUUUUAAUUGGAUUUUUAACAUGUAGUGGGAAAGCAGAAGCGGGUAAAUCACAGAUGAACAUUACAAUUCUAAGAAAAUCAGGAUAACAAAAAAUUUUUUUUUUUAAAUUAAAACUUAAGCAGGAGGGAAAAAAAAUGUUUAAAACUAUGGCAUAACUGAUCAAACUUCCAGGAGAAUAAUUUUAAGCUUACUUUGCAUUCACUGUUAAGAUGUACGUCUGCAGGCUACUUAUAAAAAAAUAAAUGUUGUGGCACCUGUUGAAGCAAUUAAAAAAACAAAUUUGCUUCGAACAGGAUCAGUAGGCAUGAAGCUGUACUGAAUACUAGUAUAGAUAGUUACGUACAAUAAUUCAGUGCAUCAUGUAACACAAUGCUACAAGUUGUUUUCAUGGAAACAUUUCACCUUGCAACCCUGAAGAAGUUGAAAUAUUUGUUAUGGAAGAUGGUCAUUAUUUCCCACUCCUGCAGUCAGCACCUUGAUGUGAGACUGCUCUUCCUUUGCUUGGGAUAGUUCUAAUGUAUGGAAACUAUAUAUAUAUAUAUAUAUAUAUAUAUAACCUGUUGGCCAGAUAUGCUGUGCAUAUACAAGAUAUGCAGCUCUAAAUCCUCACUGUGACACACCCUUUGCCCAUGGGACGCCAUCUCAGACAGUAUGCACCAGGGACACCCUCUGGCUCCCUCCCCCCCCCCUACAUAAGUCCUGUGAUUGGCCAAAAUGAAGGGGGUGAAUCUGAAAAAAGCACAAAGAGAAACUCUCCUCCCCCAUUAGGAAACUGUAGAAUACACCCCCUUGAAGGGGUGGGUGGUCUGUUACUGAGCAUGUGUGAGUGAGGAAAUGCAGCCCCCUCCCCCCACAUAAACACACAUUGUUUUCAUCUCACUGCAAUUCUCAGCAUGAAGGCAAACAAAUACACAUAAAUUAAUUAGUAAAAUAAACAUAACCGGUACAAACCUAUUCUCAAAUCACAUUCAUAUUAAUGUUUUAAGAAGACACGCUCACAUACAGACCAAUACCUCUAGGAAGGUAUAUAGGUAGAAUAAAAGCGGUUCAUUUUAUAUUUUGUAGCUCAAUCGGCAAAAAUAAUAAUUAUCAAUGAACCCUAAGAAAUGUGGCUAUAAAAUGGGUUACUUUCAGCUGCUACCUAUUAAAGUGGAUUGUCCUUUUCUAUUGCAUGUGGAGAUAAUAUAAAUCUGUGAUGCAGCUAUAUACACUUUGCUUUCUCUGUACAUUGUACAUUCUCUGCACUAUGCUACAAACCUUCUGCAUACUCUUCUUAUUGUCCAUUAUGUGUAUUAUUCUGUAGAUUCUAUGCAACUGCCUUAUUGUUGUUGUAUAUAUUGUGGAAUUCCCCCUUUUUUUUUUUUUUUAAAUUAAUUUUAUUUAUUUAAACAUUCUGCUAUAUGCUUUUGUAUUGCAUGACAAAGUCUGACUAAGCAUCAUGGGAGAUGUAGUCCACAAACACAAGUUUUAAAUGUGUUAUGAUUUAUAUAUUACAUAAGUAAAUAAUGAGUUUUCUUGAAAUGGAAACUGGCAUUGAGAACUUGGUCCCGAGCAGGAAUCUUUUGAACUUUCGAUCCUGACACAGCAGUUGAAGGAUGUAAUAUGAAGUCACAUACUCUCAACUUCGUCGUUCAGGCUGUAUCUCAGGAGUGCAAAGGGUGCUUUGCUAUCAGAUAUGGCAAAACCGUAUCCCCCACACCCUUGUGGGCUACAUCUCACUUGAUGCUAAACAGGAAAUCCAGAACCACAUUGACACACACACACACAAGUCACCUCUCUAGUGGUAGUUAUUGGUUUUGCUGCAGUUUCCAUAGAGCCUUGACACUUGUAUCUUGCAUUACAAUCAUAGCAUAUGUUACAUAUUUUGUUACAAUGAUACCAUCCUUACUAGAACGCAACUUACCCUUUCUAUGGUCCAUUAUGUCUAUUUUGAAUACUAGUUUGUAUGAAUUAGAUUUGUCCGUUUUUCCAUUUUUGUAAUUACUUGAGAGUAGAAUUUGACUGACUUAUUUGGUGUAUCUCUUUCACAGGCCAGAUCACCUGAAUGGACACAUUAAGCAGGUUCACACGUCAGAAAGGCCCCACAAGUGUGAGGUAUGAAGGGGUGAUACUUUGGAAGGGUGGUGGGGAUGUGAUGGGACUGGUGGACAGGGUCCUGCGAGAAAGAGAGAACAUCAGUGACUUAACCUGUAUGUCUUAAAGCACCAGUCCCACUUAGAAGUCUCUUUUCCUGCAGGAUCCUAACACUUAUUUCUCUUGUACGUUCCAGUUUUUCUAGAGGAUAAUGUUAUAGAGUCUCGAUAAGACAAUACUCAAUGUAGUCAUUUCAUCACAAGUAGCAGAUACAUAAUCACAGUGUUUAUAUUUAUGGUAACAUUUGCAAAUCAAAUGUGUUGUGGUAUUUUUAUUUAAUAAAUUUUUUUUCAGUUUAAAGAUUUAAGGUCUGUACUGACCUGAGACAUUAGUGUGAAUGGGAUUAGACUGCUCUAUGGACGCUGCUGAUAUUCCCGUGAUGCAGUGUUCAGGGAAAAGUCAUAAAGGUCAGAGGUGGCACAUUUUCCUAAUCAGAGGGCCACAAAACAAUGAUUUUACACCCGUUUUUCUCCAAACUAGAAAACUUCAGAAGGAUUUCCAAGUGAAGUGCGCAAUGAGCAGGAAAAAGGAGGAGGACAGGUAAUUCGACAUAAAAAUUGAGAAAAAAAAUAUUUAAUAGAAGUAGGUAGUGGGACUGGUGAUUUAAAGGGCCUGUAUUCUGCAACUGAGAACAGCACACAGACAAGUUUUUGCGGCCCAUCCUGUGAUAAAUUGUGUUUUAGAAUUCUACAUUAGAAUCACAUUGUAUACUCACAUGGAGUGAGUUUUUUUCUUUUUUUUUAUCAUUGUCAGCAGAUUAUAGAUUGUGAAUUUCAAUCUAUAACAACGUGCAAUGACCGUUUAAUUCAAUUAACAAAAAAUAAAUUGGGGGCACAGCGGGAACAUGCAUUUCUCAGCAAAGGUGCUGCCAUAAAGUCCACAGUGUAUACAGAAUACAGAUUAAAGAACAGUGCCCACAUAAAUAUAAAUCUUUACAUUCUAUAAGGCUCCUUAAAAUCACCUAUCUCAGCAAACCAUUAUGGAGAUUCAGUUCCACCAUAUUGUGUUAAGCCCACCACUAUUCCACAGCUCCAAAAUAUCGGUGGGUUCUACACUAAUUCCAACGUGAUACACAAAUUUGUUCAUUUAGCACUAGUGUUCAUUUAGCACUAAGGCGCCUAUUUGGUAAAAUUCAAAGCUGCUGAAAAACACUCGAUCGGGAACUCCACAAGCCCAACAAAUAAACAGAAAAAUACAAAAAACAAAGUCAGUGUUUAGGUGAUACACCCACCACCUGAAACAACCAAGUGAGAGUGCAGUGCUAUAAAAUAUGUAAAACACUUAGCCCUCAAAAAAUGCAGGGGGAUGGUAUAUAUAUACAAAAUAAAAAGAAGAAAAAACAGAUCUAGUGCAACACUAAUAGCAUGUGAAUUGAGAUAGAUAUAUAUAUAUAUAUAUAUAUAUAUAUAUAUAUAUAUACACAUAGAUAUAUAUAUAUAUAUAUAUAUAUAUAAUAUAUAUAUAUAUAUAUAAUACAAACUCACAUUUUCCAGAGCCUUUUAGAUAUAGGCUCUAAACAUUUCACUUGUGCGCACUUUACAAGUGGCAACCAGACCUUUAGCUCUCUGGCUUUUCAAAGGGAUUUCCAGAUUGUGGUAUCCACGACCUAGAAGAAAUUAAUAACAAAUAUAAUCUAUGUGUAGUAUUUUCACAUCCACAUUGAUAAUAGUUCACAAAUGUCAUUGGAAAAUUGCUCACCUUCUUCAGAGCCUGUAACACUCCCCCUUUAAAUCCAGGAACCAUAGAAUGUCAAUGCACCAGGAUAGAGGUAAAUAUAAAGGAUAAUUUAAACAAAUAUAAAUGAACAAUAUAAAAAGUAUAAAAGUAACUGAUCCAAUGUUCUCUAUCCUUCACCAUGACGUGUUUCACCCUCAACGGGCUUUCUCAAUCAGCAUGUGUUUGUAUUCUUCCUGGUUUCGUUUAAAACGCUCAUGUGAUCCGCCCCUUCUUUCAGUUUUAGCCAACUAUAUCAGAUAUUCGAUAUUCUUAUUGGGCAUAAUUGUCACCUGGUGUUAAUCCGGUGUGGUGACGUGUUUUCAUCUCGUUCGUCACUUCUGGUUCUUUUUCCAUAUUACGAAGACUGUGAUGCUCUAUGCUGUAAAAAAAAUAAAAAAAUGCAAAUUAACAGAAAGUUAGUUCCUCCUUGCAAGCAUGUAACUACAUCAACCAUCAUGCCUUGCGGGAUUUUGAAGAUUUUUUCUUUGUAUCUAUAUCAUGCUAUCGUCCUUAUUAUAUAGUCCUCAAUAUAAAUUCAAAGGUACCUCCAAGGGAUGAUGUGAAUGAGGUAAUGGGAAAAAGGAGACAUUUAAACAAAUGUAAUUUGUCUCCCACAUUGGAAUUAGUGUAGGAUCCACCGAUAUUGGCGUAUUGUGUCUUAACUCGAUAUGGUGGAACUGAAUCCCCAUAUUUGUUUGCUGAGAUAGGUGAUUUUAAGUAGCUUUAGAAAAUAUCAAACUGUAUUUUUUAUGUGUGCGCUGUUCAUUAAUCUGUAUUUAGUUUAAAGUCUGAGAUUCUAUAUUCAGGUAGGCCACAGUUAACAUUCUUAAAUUUUGUAUGUCACAAUUGCCUGAGUGUGAUAGACUUUGUGAUGGUAUAUCUUUGUGUGUGUAUAGGUAUGACUUUCUUUUUUUGAAAUUCAGGCCUGUGAGGAUUCAAGAGCCAUUUUAUCUGUCCUUGAAUGUGUAUAGGUAUAUACUACCUUAUGUGUUGGUGUGGAGUUGGGUAUGUAAUUGUGUUUUACAGAGGUUGUUUAAAUAUGCCUGUAUGUGAGAAACUAAAUCAUUAUAUCAGAGCCACGUGUCACAGUCACAAAUAUACAUGUAAAGGGUUUCAAACACUGAGUGCAUUUCAGUUUGCAUGGCUAUUUCAUUUUACAAGCGAUGGAUGCACUUCCCUUUAUAUGUGCUCAUAAACACUUUUUAAACCGCUGUUUUUUUUUUGUUUUUUGUUUUUUAAAUGAGACAACAGAAAGUGAGCUGAGAAGGCAAAUUGGUAGAAUAAAAAGGUGCAUGCCUUCAGAUAUAUGUAAAUAUAUAUUUAUAGAGAGAGUAGAGAUUUUGUUUUUAACUAGGGAUGCAAACAAAAUUAUUCAAAUGGUACAGCCAUGAAGGUUAAAGGACCACUCUAGGCACCCAGACCACUUCAGCUUACUGAAGUGGUCUGGGUGCCUGGUCCAGCUAGAGUUAACCCAUUUUUUUUAUAAACAUAGCAGUUUCAGAGAAACUGCUAUGUUUAUAAAUAGGUUAAUCCAGCCUUUAAAGCCUCUAGUGGCUGUCUCAUUGACAGCCGCUAGAGGCGUUUGCGUGCUUCUCACUGUGAAAAUCACAGUGAGAAGACGCAAGCGUCCAUAGGAAAGCAUUAUGAAUGCUUUCCUAUGAGACUGGCUGAAUGCGCGCGCAGCUCCUGCCGCGCAUGCGCAUUCAGCCGAAGAGGCGGAGAGGAGGAGGAGAGCUCCCCGCCCGGCGUUGGAGAAAGGUAAGAUUUAACCCCUUCCUCUUCCCAGAGCCCGGCGUGAGGAGGUCCCUGAGAGUGGGGGCACCCUCAUGGCACUAUAGUGCCAGGAAAACUAGUAUGUUUUCCUGGCACUAUAGUGGUCCUUUAACAAUGAUUUUCACAUAUGCAGUAAAAAAAAAUUUCAUUAAGGUCUUUGGUUAAAUAUACAGUUGGUUACUUUUUAUACAUUUUUAUAUAGAAGCAAAUUCUGUUCUAGCUAUUUUAUUUAAAUGGGCUUCAAAGUAAUCUUUUACUUUUUGGUCCUUUUUAUACCCCUUUAAAUUUUAAAUACAUUGUGUUUUAUAUUUGCAGUUGGGCUUUACAUGUAACCUGCUGACCAACAGUUUGUAGAAUUCUUACGUUGAUGAAAGAGAAUCUUCUGUCAUGGUAUUCAUGAAGAACUGGUAUAGUUAGCUGGGUGAAAUUUUAAGCACAUAGAUCCAAUAGCAAUAACUAUGCACAAACAAAACACUAUCAUAUAAUUUGCACUAUUUUAAUUCCUCUUGGAUUUAAGAGUGCAAACAUAAAAUACCAUUUUUAUUUUUUGUUUAUUGCAAUUGGAUCUAUGUGUCUUUAGUGUAUUGCUGUUGGUUAUUUAAUAUUAAAGGAACACUAUAUCUCCAAAACAACUUAAGCUUAAUUAAGCUGUUUUUGGGUUUAGAUCAUGUUUUUGAAGUCACCGUUCAAUACACUGCCAUUUAGGAAUUAAAUCACUUUGUUUCUGAGGUCCUUGCCACACCUCCCCUGUCUGUGACUUGCACAGCCUGCAUGAAAACAAAAUGAUUUCACUUUCAAUCUGAAGUAACUUACUUUAAAAGUUUUUAUCUGCUGAUCUUUAACUUGAACUUUAGUUACAUACAGGGGUCUAGGAAGCUAUUAACAGAGCAGGAGAUAAGAAAUUCUAAAUUAAACAGAAUUUGCAAUAAAGGAAGUAUAAACAUUAGAUGACUCUUUACAGAACGUGUUUAGGAAAGCUGUCUGUCACAUGCAGGGAGGUGUUAGGAUGGCUUUCUCAACAAAGUGAUUUAACUCCUAAAUGGCAGAGAAUCGAGCAGUGAGACUGUAGGGGCAUGAUGUCUAUACAUGAAAACUGCUUCAUUAAGCUAAAGUUGUUUCGGUGACUAUAGUGCCCCUUUAACAAAUGUUUUGUUUACUACCUCUUUAAACUGCCACUGUAUUAUUAAAAUGGUGAUAUAUUUCUGAAAUGCAGUUACCAAGAAUAACUGAUUUUUUCACUGAUUUUGUUUGCCAGCACAUGUAACUGCAGAACAUAUAUCGUAAUAAACACUAUUGCCAUAACACAGGCUUAUUGACCAUAACGUCUUUCCCCUAUCACCCCAUAGACUUGUAAUGCUUCUUUUGCCACACGUGAUCGACUGCGUUCACAUUUAGCAUGUCAUGAGGACAAAGUGCCAUGCCAAGUGUGUGGGAAAUAUCUGCGAGCAGCAUACAUGGCAGACCAUCUGAAGAAGCAUAGCGAAGGACCUAGCAACUUCUGCACCAUCUGUAACCGAGGUAACGGGACUAAUGAGGGCUAUUUAAGAAGGAGACCGAUGAUAGGGGAAAGUUAUCUCCAUCAGUUUACUAGAAAUGAAUCCCAGAGACAACACGAGCAUCCUAAUAUACCACUUUGAAGGAGAUCUGUUAACUUUAUAGAAUAUAACAUGAUUACAUGCACUUAAAGACUACUAACUGUGUAUCCUAAUCACGCUUUUAAUUUAAGUUGAGGGAUAUUAUAGAAAGUGUUAUGUUCUGUAUUAGCUUGCUGGGCCAUAAAUAAGCAUGCAAAUCUUUUUCAUACUAACAGAAAAUGUAGUAUUUCUAACACACCAGUAUUGCAUAAUAUCAUCAAUAUUUAGGCUGAUGAGAGUUAUGUUUCCUGUAGAUUUUAUUAGCAAUAAUCAUGUGUUGACUCGGGGAGAAUUCAGAUUGACAUUUUACCGUUUUUUGUGAGGCACAAAUAGAAUCUGUUUAAGGCAGGAUUCACGAACCGAAAAUACAAGGUUGAAAUAGGGUAUUUUGUUUUACUAGGAAUACAUGUAUCGCUUUUUAAAGACAACAGUUGAAUUUCACACCUGUGAAUUUUAUAUACUUUUCUUAUUGUAAAAAAUUCAAUUACUCAAGUUUCAAUGAUUGUCUUGUUUCUUUAUAUUAUCUUCUUAUCUAGUAUAUAUAUAUUUUUAAUAUCACGCAUAGUAGUACAUAAGUUCGUUAAAGGCAUGCUUUAGGCACUAUACCUACUUCAUAUCACUGAAGUGUUUAUGGUGCCUGGAAUCCUCGGGUGCUGUUCCACAGUUUAGUGUUAAAUGCAAAGCUCUGGACGCAUAUAUAAGGUCACACUGCCAUACUCAGUCUGCAUCUGACAUCAUGCAGAUAUAGAUUGUAUGUAGAGGAGAAAGUUUAUGUCAGUGCUGUAUGUAAUGCACAGUAGGAGUUUAGGACCUGAGCUCCUGUUCUGGUGAAAUCACAGAAUAUUUUGAUUCCUGAAGUAGACUGUGGUUACUCUGGUUAUGUAGAAACUUGUCAUACUUUUUUGACGGUAAUGGAAUGGUCAGUGUAGUCAGCAUACAGGAUGUUAUUGAGACCAAAGGACAAAAUCUAUUUUUCAGGUGUUUCCUUUAGACAAAUUAUUACCAAAUGGCCAGAAGUGAUGGCAUGAAAUUGGAGUGUCUUUCCAAUUAUUUCACAAAUUGGAGCCUAAACAAUUACCUGUGUAUAUAAACCCAUACAAUUUGUAGUGUAAAGUACAAAAAAAAUAAUCUUUGGUUAGUACGUGAAUAAACUGCAGGUUUGAGAGUAUGUGGCCUUUACGAAGUUGUUACCAGAACUUGUCAGUAACUAUUUGGAACCAGUCCAAAAAUAAAUGAGCUGAUAAUUGAUCAGUGCCAGAAUGGAAGAUAACUCCCAUUUGAAGCUCAUUACUGAAGCGGGGAGACACUGAAAAUAAAAAUAAACUUAACUUGUAAUUAAUUAAUUUGAAUAAUUUUAAAGGAACACACCAAGCAGCAUAACCACAACAGAGUGAUGUAGUAGUUAUGGUGCCAGGAGUGCCCUGGUGCACUCCCAGUAUAAGUAGUCAAACCAUGCAACUUGCCUGGGGUCCACCAAUCCGUCUCCAGGAUAAACUGAGCUUCUGUUAGUUCUUCUGUCUGCACUACCAGUCUAGGAGGAAGCGACUGGCACCCGAUGGACCCCACAAUAUGUCAGUGGUUCGACUGCAUAUCCUGGGAGGCGGCCGGGACACUCUUGCUUGAGAAGAGAGCCAAUCUGCAAGCUAUGUUUGCUUAGCUAAAAGAGGAUUUAGCCUGUAAGCAAAGUGUGUUUAGCUGAGAGAGUAGUCAGUCUACAAGCAUAGUAUGUUGUUCAUGAACAUUUGGACAGAUUGUGGAAGUGAUCAAUUAGGACAUGGUUUAGCAGUUACUUAAUUUGGUAUUAUCUACCACUUAAUAUAACCAGCUGGGGUUUCAGAAUGGGUAUGGGAGCAGUUGCAGGUCUACAUAUAGUAGAGACUCAUCUGCUUUUAUUUUGUUUAGGUUUCUCCUCCGCUUCCUACUUAAAGGUCCAUGUAAAAACACAUCAUGGCGCCCUCCUCAGCGCAGGCCCUCACCGGCCGGAGUCCGUCCCCAACGGGGCAGCGCUCUUCCACUGUGUCCGGACCUGUGGCAUGAAAGGCAAGCGAGUCACAGCCGGCUGUCCGUGCAGAGGGGGGCGCAAUUUGGGGAAAAUCGUGGGCAUUUGUAUAUUAAUAGUGGGAGUACCAUGCAAAAUCUGAUGUAGUGAUGUCUAAAACAUAGUACCUCCUAAAUAAAAUGCAAAAAGAUAAUAUAAUUUUUUUUGUACCGACAAGGACUCCUUUCUUCCCAGCAUGUUCCAAAAAAAGAGAGAUAGUAUGCAUGUGCUGACAAUGCUCAUAGGACAGAUCCCAACAGCAAAAAGUAUACUUAGGGACACUAUAGUCACAAAACAUUUUUAGCUUAAUGAAGCAGUUUUGAUGUAUAGCUCAUGCCCAUGCAGUCUCACUGCUCAAUUAUCUGCCAUUUAGGAGGUAAAUCACUUUGUUUACGGAGCCCUAGUUACACCUCCCUGCAUGUGACUUACACAGCCUUCCUAAACACUUCAUGUAAAGUGAGAGCCCAUGUUUACACUUCAUUUAUUGCAAAUCCUGUUUAAUUUAGAAUUUCUUAUCUCCUGAUCUGUGAAAAGCUUGCUAGGCUCUGCAGGAGCCUCCUGUAUGGAAUUAUAGUUCAAACUACAGAGCCGGAGAUAAAAAGUUUUAAAGAAAGUAACCUCUGAUGGAAAGUGAAACUUUUUUUUUUCCAUGCAGGCUGUGUCAGACAGAGCCAUGGGACGUGUGGCUAGGGCUGCAUAAACAGAAACAAAAGUGAUUUACCCGGUAACUCUAAAAUGGCAGUGAAUUAAGCAGUGAAACUUCAGAGGCACGAUAUUUACACCAAAACUCAUCAAGCUAAUGUUGUUUUGGUGGCUAUAGUGUCCAUUUAAAUUGUAAGAGACAUCACUUAAAACUUGAGUUCUGAAGUAUAGUGCAUGUGCAAUAAGAGUGUGAUGGAUAAAUCAAGCAGAUUUGAACAAUAGAGAAACAUAAACCACUUAAUAAUGGAGGAGUCCAGUAUGAAGUGAUUUUAGCUAUGUAAGAAUUGCUCACAUAUCAAUGGUUUUAUUUAAAGUUCCCCUUUCAUCCACAACGUUUUUAUGUAUUUAGUAAAUUGGGAAUUAAAAGCCAAUUGCAAAUUUUUGUAUGUUUCCAGAUGCACAUGGCAAAUAUGGUUAACAAAGCACUGUACUAUACAUGUGUUUAAUUUGGCCAAUUAUGUAUAAAUGGUUUAACCAGGAAGAAUACACUGGGAGUUAUAAACUAGGCAGAAAAUUCUGUAUAAUUUGUUAAAUAAAUGCAAAUUUAAAGUCAAAACAGACACAUUAAAAACAUUUCCAACUUGACUGUUUUCAGCUACUAUUUGCAGUUAUUUUGUCAAAUUUCCCCAAUGCCUGUAUUAGUAAAAAAGUUCUAGUGUGCUGGCAAAUGUACAAAUUAAUAGAUAUACUUACCUGAAGAUUUCUUAAUACCUGUCCAAGAUGGCAUCCACAAAUGGACAAGAUGGAGUUGCCCUCCGUUACUUCUUCUCAGUCUUCUGCUGCUAUGAGCUUGGCACAUCAUAUUUUCAGGCCACUUUAUUCAUUCAAUAUGCAGUUUAACUAGUAUAAUGUUUAGAUGCAAUUUUGUUUUCUAUAAACUGCCACUAUGGCAUUUAUCCUAACAGGAACACCCAAUAAUGUCUGCAUUAGAUGCAGAAUAAUGUUAAACAUAUUUGGCCAUAACACAUUUUAGGUGACAUUUUCUCAUUCUGACACGUAAUUAGUGUAUGUUCUGAAUAAUAUAUUUGAUCAUGGAGAGGGGAGUCCAGUUAUAGAUAGUUCAAGUUAUGUACAACUGGGGAUUUUAUUUCAAUUACUUGCACUUUCCCUUUGUCCCUUGUCUUUCCUUACUAUUAUUAUUUCUAAAGUGUCACUACUAAGAAAAAGACCAGAAGUUAAAUAACUACAUCAUAUUUUAUUCUAGAAAACAAAGCAAGAACGUUCCAAAAAAAAAAAAAAGUUAAAGACAGAGAUUGUUGCAUGUGCUAGCAGAAAUCUGAAUACCCGCAUCAAGGUUUACACAUUUCCUUGUAUGCAUCUGUGUAAUCUCCAUCUUUGUUUUGCAGAGGGGGACAAGUGUCAGCAUGGUGAGCAAGAAAGCUCUGAUUCUUAUGGCGACCUUUCAGAUGGAAGUGAUCUAAAGUCCCCAGAAAAGCAAAGUGCUAAUGGGUCAUACACUGCUCCUGACCUUGUAAUACCCAAGAAGACCGAGGCAGAGCCAGAGAAACGCUAUCCCUGUUCAGAAUGUGGCAGCUUCUUUCGCUCCAAGGCCUAUCUCAACAAACACAUCCAGAAGGUGCACACCAGGCCUCUGGGGGCCCCACUUGGUGAUUUGGGGCCAGCUCUAGGAUCUGCCCUUGGUCCAGCACUGGGUCCUGCCUUGGGUCCAAGCAUUGGACCCACACUAGGUCCUACUUUAGGACCAGCUUUGGGGUCUGCACUGGCAUCCCCAUUUUCACCUCAACAGAACAUGUCUCUGCUGGAGUCGUUUGGUUUCCAAAUUGUCCAAUCUGCUUUUGCAUCAUCUCUUGUGGACACUGAGGGAGAGCAGCAGGGGAUGGGGAAUGAGGGGAAGUAA